Pocillopora meandrina is the source of this 6820-nucleotide messenger RNA. The record is from the annotation of a GenBank genome assembly. Lineage: Eukaryota; Metazoa; Cnidaria; Anthozoa; Scleractinia; Pocilloporidae.
AACGAAACUCUUCCGCCACGUUGUAAAUUUACAUGAAAUGCCAAAACCGAACUGCGCUCGAUCGAAAUGCUAGUAUUUUAGAUGCAAAGUAACGACAGCUAAAAUGUCUUACGUAGAAUAUAAUCAACUUCUUUUUGAGAUCAGCCAACGACUCGAUCUACUGAACCAACAUGGACAGUUACUCUUCAUGUGUAGAGGGCGUGUGGCGUCUAGACCUGAAGACAUUCCCGAUGCACUUUCGCUCUUUCAAGAGCUAGAAGAACAAAAUUGUUUGGCCAUUGAUAAGGUUGAUCUAUUGAAAGAGCUGCUAGAAGGGGUCAAAGAAUGGCCGUUGUUUGAUAAAGUGAGAAAGUUUGAGGACAAAAGGAAAGAAUAUAAAGAAUUGCUUGAACAGAUCAGCCGUGCUCUCGACGAAAGCAAUCAACUACAGCAGCUCAUUGCUGUCUGCACGGAGAGGGAAGCGCUGGAGGAAAAUGAAAGAAACACUCAAAUUGUUCGAAUUUUGUUCGAUAAACUUGAACGCCGAGGACUUUUUGAGUUUGGUCGUCUUGAUUUCUUGAAAGGGAUUUUAUCGGGAAUUGAGAGACAAGAUCUGGUGAAGGAAGUUCAGGAUUUCGAGAAGCGACGAAUUGACGAGGAUAAAUUUGAAAGAAGGAUAGGUAACGAUUAUUUAGUUCGCUGUAAUUUUUAUUUUGCCGCAUUUUUUGCGGGAAAGUAUCUAAGAGUCUUCGCUCAAAUAGCGUCAAUCGAGUGACCGUACUAUGCUAUUCAUUGAUCAGAACUUAAAAUUUAAAUCUAAUUCUGUCACUUUAUUACAAUUCUCCUGCCUAAUUUGUCACUGAAUCUUACAAUUUAAGCGCAAGCCCGUAUCAUUCUUGCGGCAGCCAGGGUUGUUGGUGGAAGAGUAAUCGGAGGUGAGUUAAAAUAGGUGUGAUUUAAGUGUUGAGCACGAGUAGGGAAGAGUCUCAAACUCCUUAAGCAAAUCAAAGAUCUGAAGCACCCUAAACUAAGUUAUGCAUUUGAGACGAUCUACUAUAAAACUAUUUUACGGAGAUAUCAGAAAGUGUGGGUAUCUGGCGUACUUGUUAACAUGCUCGUGUUAGAGCGUUAUAGGGUCGAAGUUGUUUCCAAUUUCUUCGAUGAAUCAGAGUAGUGCCCCCAAACUUCGCCAGCGAGGAAAUUGUCAAGGCGGACUAAGUAAUAAUUUAGGGUCUUUUCAGAGUGUCCAUCAAUAAACACUAGGUGUUCAUUGUCCACCUAAAAGUUAGGUAUGAUGCAGGGGAUGUGCGCACUCUGAUUACUUUGCAUCAUGGUCGUUAUACAUAAAGUGAGUCAUUUGCAUCCUGCCGCGGUCGAGUGAACAUCUUUGGUGGCAGCGAGAUAACGUGAAUUAGGAUUCACUGUCUGUUGCCGUUCCUUCCAAAGUUUAACAGUUUUUUUGGGCCUGCGCGACUCUUGUAGUUUCUCCGUGACGAAUUCGCUCUUAGGAGGCAACUGACGAGGUUCAGAAAGAAUCAAAACUGCAGUCUUACCUUAGAAACUAGACAAAUGGCAGCAGUUACAUUCACAGCCGAUGGGUAUGUGAACAAUAACAAAUUCAGAGAAUUCAUUCCUAGACGCGAGUUAUAUAUUAUUAAACGCAUUACAAAGACCUAAUACACGAAAUUUUUUUCGUGUCAUCCACCUGGCCUAAACACAAAAGAAGCCCUUCGCCUGCAAAGAACGAAUUCGUCACGCUCCACGUUUAAUAGAAAACGUACAGAGUUUCAUGAGACGCUUAAAGAAAAGAGGAUACGUAUAUGAAUGUUUGAGAAACGUACCACCGGAGUCAUUUUCCGCGGCAGAGAAAGUGCACUUUAAAACAACGAACGCACACAGAAGAAAAUUUAUAUUGCCUUUCGUGACACAAUUUCAUCCAGCUUUGCCAAACCUCAAGAACCUAAAGAUGGGGAAAUGACACCUUAAAACUAACCGUUAUUAUCACAUCGCAAAGGAAAACCAUUAAAAGAUAUCUUUAUAACAGCUAAACUUUGAGGACAGAAGAUUUCAAAGCGCUAGCGAAUGAGCAGGAGUCGCAGAAGCCUAUCAACACCUUGUAACGGUCGACUGCCUUUUGUUUUCCGGCUUACCCGGCGUGUCGCGCAAUGUAGAGUUAUUUAUUGGUCAACUAAUUCCUUUCACUUCUCUAAUUCAACUGUUUUUCUUCAAUGAUCAAUAUAGCAGAGUUUAUCAUACAAUACUCGCGAUUAGUUUAUUUGCUUUUAUUCAGGAAAGUUGAUUUACAACACGGUUGAACAUAUAUAGGAAUAACAAUGCUGUGUGCUGGCGUACAAUCUUACAUAUAUAUUACGCUGUUAUAUAUAUUCCCCUCGAGAACCAUUGAAUACGCGACAAAUACGUACAAAAAAUACUUCACCUUACUUCUACAGCGUAUAUAUAUGUUAUUUGCCGGCUGGGAGGUCCGUAUGGUGAAAAACUGUGACCGAGGUCUUGAAAAUACUGCCCGAGGCCGUAGGCCGAGGGCACCAUUUUCAAGACCGAGGUCACAGUUUUUCACCAUACGGACCGACCCUUAGCCGGUAAAUAACAUAAUUAUUGUUUUUAAACUUGACGAAAUUCUUUCCGAAAGAACCCGAAUAAUUUAUAGCUGUAAAUACGGCAAGAUCUUCCAUAAACUGAACAAUCUUUGAGUGAGUAAAUGGUAGUUAAAAUAGAGGUGAUGCAAAUUAAAGAUAGAUGCCUCAGCGAAACAUUUUCAUUUCCGUAACGAUAAAGGUGAUUUAAAAGGCUUCCAAACAAACUUUGAAACAUUAUUUUUACAGGUAUCUGUCACAAUCUGACACCUGUCAAUUAGAGAGCGCGCAAGAAAAAAAAAAGCGUAGGAACAUUUGAAAACCAACAGAACUAGUUUGGCAAGGACUGUCACGACAAUGUUUUCUUCAAAAUCAGUCAAUGAUCUAACAGAAAGUAUUAUUCACUCUCAUCGACCAUUCAUUCAUGUACGAAGAUUUACCUCUGUUCAUUAAGUAAACGGCGAGGAAAGUAAUUGUAAGUAAAUUCAAUUUUUUUAUUUUGAAGUUGUGAGAGUUUGCUCGUUUGUUUGCUGUAAUGGCGUGUUUAACUCUGGUCUUUCCUUCACAAAAACUAAAUUCGAACGGCACACUCCAACGAGACACAAGGGAAUUUAAUGCGGCCUUUUCUCAAAAACAUCCUUCAAUUUCUGUUGUGCAAUUUACGGUACAAAUGUCCAAAUUGAACGGAAUUGGAAAGACUCACUGGGAGCGUAUAUUUGUUGUAGAACUUAAAUUAAAACUUCGCUCGCUAUUUCACUAUGAACAAAUUGCUCGAGAAAAUUCAGAUAUUAAAUGAAUGAAAGUUCCAUCGUUCAGUUUAACUGUAACCAAAUACCUCACGUUUCAACUUUCUGGGUACUUUUUAUGAACGAUUAAAAUUAAUUGCAGACGGUUUUUAGGCCGCUUGUCAACCAACGUAAUGACAAUAUUGUUUAUACAAAUUCAUUCUGAAACCAAUAUUUUUCUGUCAACCAAAGUGAUUUGAUAGAGAGAAAAGAGAGGAUUCAUAAGUUAUUUAUCGGCUUGAGGUAGUGACCGACGUGUUUGCUUAAAAAUACUGCCCAGCCGGAGAACGAGGUAUAUUUAUGAAAAAUGACAACGAAAGUUGGGAUGUACUCGGCGACUCACGAAAGCGUUACCGUGGCCCGUGGGCAGAGAUAGGAAAAUACUGACCGGGUAAAGAACCAAUCAGAUUGCAAGAUUCGUUACCGUGCCCUCUAAAAAAACAAUAAUAAUUGUUAUCUGAUCGCUUACUUUGAUGAAAAGAACCCAUCUUAGCGAGUUGUCCAUUUCAAGGUUUUCUGCGUACCCAAGAAAAGCCCAAGGCUGAACACUCCAUUUCCGAACGCGUGUCAAGGUUGAUGUGUACCCGGGCUGUUAGAAACCUAUAAAUUGGAAAUUUUUGAUGCAAACUGCGGCUUAGCGUCGGUUGUACGGGGAAGAUUGAGUUUGUGGUGAAUUGAAAUGAAACUACAGUAUAUGUGCUUGGAUUCUGCGUUGGAUUUGUGGCUGCCCGGUCAUUUUGCGCUGGGAUUUUUUAACUCGUGAGUUAGCUAGCGAGUUGUAGUUACGAUGUGGGGAGUGACACUCGCUCGCUCGCUCGAUUGGUCGAUGCCUGUAAACUUUUUUUCGAUUUUAGGCUUUUGAGUGCAUUUGAUAGUUUUUGGCGAGCAAUAAACAAACGAAAUGGCGACCUUUGUUGCUGAGAAUAGUGGUGGGGUGAAAAAUAAGCCAAUGAUAAUCUUAAAAGAGAUUUUUUUUCGUUUUAGUUUCAACAAGCGGCGCCAGCAACUGGCAGGCAUGCAAGGAUUCACACUGAAAUAACAGAACAACCUUCGUUUUUCAUAAAAUUGUAAUUUACAACCCUUGAACUUAAAAACAAUCCGAAGAUUCAUUGAAAAUAUCACUUACUGCGAAGCGCUCGGAGUUUACAGGUGAUCAAAAGCUUUUUCUGUUAUGGCGUGAGAUUGAGGACAAAAUCGAUCAUUACGUUUCGUAUCGUGUGUUUUUCCUGUGUGAAGCAACAAAAGAUGCCGGCGACUGACGAAAUUACAAGUUAACACGAUCAAAUAACACCUAAACAAACAAUUUUAGCUACCGAUUUUCAGUAAAUUUUUAAAGAACAAUUUUAUUUUAAGUUUCAAGACAAUUUGAAGAUUCAAAAUACAUAUUACGUACUAAGAUGCGAAAGUUAUACACCACAAAAUUGAUAAAUAGGCUUGAAAUGAAAUUCUAUCUUGUUAUUGAUUAUACGUUGCCUAGCACGUGACUAAAAUCUACCCAGGCGGAGAUCCAAAAUGACAGUGGCAGUCUUGGCUUGGUUAUAUCACUCAAAACUCGUUCCCGUUUGUCUCAUUUGAUAAAGAGGGAAUCGUUAAUGUUUUCAUUAAGAUAGUAUUGCCUUGAUUUUCUAAUAUUUACAAUGAUAGACAGUAAAUUUCACUUUUCACCCACAUUUACUUCCAACCUUUUCUUUUGAACCAGAAACAAAAAUGAUAUACGUUUAAAACACGACAUCAUCCACCCUUGUCAAAUGUCAUAGCAUGAUCAUUUCAAUUGUAAUGCCUUCUUAUCCCAACGUUACUUUGUUUCUUUGCUACAUUAGCGAACACUGAACUACUGCUCGUACUCUAGAUAUGACAAUCAACCACAAAAUUCCCUAAACCAGAUAACAUUAAACAUAAUCCAAAGAAUCAUGUGUCAAUUCACGAGUUUGCUCUCAGAGCACUUUGAUUCGUUACUCGGAUCGGGCGUUCGGAAAUGGAGUGUUCAGCCUUGGGCUUUCCUUAUGUGCGUAGAAAACCUUAAAAUGGACAACUCGCUAAAAUGGGUUCAUUUCAUCUAAGUAAACGGUCAGAUAGCAAGUGAUACGCCGUGGAAGUAAGAUGAGGUAUUUUUAUUGAGAAUUUGACGUAUUCUUUCAUUCCUUAAAGCGCUCGUAAAUAUUCCCAUACAAACUCUUCUAAUUCCGCCAUGACUGUUAUUGCGCAGGAUGAUCAUCUCACAGCUGGAGCUUGGGCCGUCUGUGCUUAUACACAUUCAGAAUGAACCUAUGGUUGAAGAAAAAGGAACGGCCUAACUUUUACGAAACGUUCAGUCAAAAUCUGCCAAUUUCGAGUUUUGCCGCUUUCAUCGGGUCACGAGGCUGAAAUGCUUGCUUCAAGCUGAAGAAUAGCAUUCGGGCGAGAUUUCUAAGAUUCUACAGUCAUAUUUCCCAAAAAUGAACCCAGAGGUAAAUCAAAAUCGGACAGUCUGCUUCUUAGAUAACAUAGUUCCGCAGACACUUAUUUGGACAUAAUUUGCAUCGGACUGCGAUUAAUUUGGGUUAACCGAGCGAUCACGUCGUCAGGGACGGUAUGUUUUCUCGCAAACUACAAAAAAAAAAAAAGAAAAAAAAAGUCAUCGGAUUCAAGUAAUGCAAAACAAAAUCCCUCGAUGUUUCCAGCUUGUUUACAAUGAUCUUCGCCAGACUACCACCAAAAAUGAUUUUAAAUAUCAACAUUCAAAAUCUAAUUUAGUGCCAUUUGUUUCAGUACUGAACAUGAAGACAGUGUUUGGAGUGGCAGCAGCGGGAAUAACCUUACUCACUGUCCGUGAGAUUUUGACUCGCUGGUCAACUUAUGAUCAGUUAGUCACCUGCUUCCAGGGUUGUGUGCUUCCUGCUGGUUCAAGAUUGAUUGAAGUGAGUCAAGGGUGCGUAUGCUUUACAAUUCAGGUCGACAAUCUCACGGGGCUCACUGCUUUGUGGAACAUGUACGAGGAUGGCACGCUCAGGGAACGUUUAUUUAACUUUUUUGUGACUGAUGAAAUGAAGACCCGUGCCGGUGGUGAAGAGAAUGUGGAAUUGACUGUGACGAUUGAAAAAGCAGAAUACGAGAAAGCUUACUUUGAGCUUGUUCAAGAAGCUGACGGUGAGUAACUUUAUCUGAGGAUGUUGAUUAAAACAAAGUUGAUGCGUGUUUAAAAUCAACAACACUGGGGAUCUUUUUAUUCUGCAUCUUUUGUACGUUCGGAGGCCGAUCUCCUCCGGGGUUAUUGCUUCAAUAGCAAAAGUUAAAAAAAACUAUCACUGUAUGGAUUGCUCGAUUUUGGCUCAGUUUGCGUUAUUGUAUACUUAAACAACUUUUUUGUCAAAUUUUGCUUCAUAAAUUAAGUGAUAGAUCAUAGAUUAUUGAAUAGCGAAAGAAAACAUUUCCGACUUGGACUGUACUUCUAAGUUAUGAAUAAAACAACACAGCUGUCUUGAC